GGCACCUUCAGCUGUUUGAUUGUCUGCAAGUGUCAUCGUUACCAAUACACAAGCAUUUGAGGCACACCUGUCAGAAGAACAACAGGACAAGAAUACAGCACAGCACUGGAACAUCACCUCCGUGGAAUGUGGUGCAUUGAGAGCAGCGCGUGAUUCACCUAGCAAGAAGAAUGAGUCCCCAGACGACGACUGCAGCUCACGAGCACAACCGAAGAUGAAUCAGAAGUGACAUCAUGGCUGUAAGAUUGCAUGACAUCAUGCUUGAAGCUGGUUUGCAUGAAGAGAUGUGGUUAACAAAAACAGAAAACCACAGCGGGAGGGAGGAAAUGCUACAUGCAAAAUGAAGUUCCACCUAUAUCUGAUGAAAUUAUACAAGUAUUUGGAAAGACUCAACGUCUCUUCACCAGCUCUUCAGAUGUUUUUGAGGAAACUGGAGAUCCUGUCAAGGAUGAAGUGGAACAGCUGUGGUCUCCUGCUCAUUUUAUCUAAUCUCUUCUGCAUAUCUGCAGUAGAUUUGACUAGACCCUGUGAGCAUAACCCUAGAAAUGUUUCUGGUUGUCCUCUUACUAACAUUAAGUCCAGUGGUUCAGGCAAUGGAAUUAAUGUGGAGAAUGACAUCUUCAUUCUCGGUGCAGAUGGUUUCAUGGGAUAUUGGAAAACAGGUUAUUGCAAUAAAGGUCUCUGGAGCACAUCGAGCCAAAUUAAUUCUACAUCGUUAGGUGCAUCGUUAGGUGCAUUGCCAGGUGCAUUGUCAGAAAAGACAACUCUCUCAGAAAAUCUAUGCAACAUCACUGUUUUUAAAUUUGAAUCAAACUGUACAGGAACCACACCAUCUACAACACACAGCAGUGAAUGUGGUGUGUAUUUAUCUAGAGACUCACCAUACGAACUCAACAUAAGCAGAUCAUUUCUACCCACGUUUGUCUGUUUAAUGGAAGGGAAAUGCAGAAAUGGCACUUGGACAAACUGGAUUGUACAAGAUUGUAAAUUUACCCUGCAAAAUGACCCUCCAAGAUUUAAUAAAAGUGAGAACUGUAGUAUGACCUGCCUGAAUCCCACAAAGGCAUGUGAGAAUGCAGGAUAUGAUCCCAAGUGUAGCGAUUCAAAUGCAGAUGAUAAAAGUAAAAUGAACACCAUUGGGAUCUCUAAUAAAACUGCAACUUGUUUUAAGUGUGGAAGUCCUUUUAAAAAAUUAGUACAAGUCCAGUUACCACCAGAAAUAUCAAAUAAAUUUAAUAAUAGUAAAACAGGGACAGAUGCUGCAACAGCUGCUGGGGCCAUGAAAAAUCUCACCAAUAUGCUGUCUUUCAUGGGGAAUUUGACCGAAGCAUCUAUAUCCAUGGGUAGCGUUAAAGGGGUUUUAAAGAAAAUUCAAAAUGUGUCUGAUAUCAAGAUGACCGCUUUCACCUACUCUUCAGAUACUGGCCUAAAAGUUAUAGAUGAUUUUAGCCAACUGAAAAACUUUCCCAACACUUUCACUAUUCCAAAGGAAGCCUCUCUGCAAGCGUUCAACAAAAGUGCAGGAAAUGCUUUGUUGGGUCUUUUCAGAUUUCCCAACAUGACACAGGAUGAAAAGAACAGUACAGUUUUGGGGGAUGAAGUUUAUGCAAUCGAAAUGGGCACAGAAAUUUCAAAUCUGACUGAAAACAUCAGUUUGGUCUUCAGCAAUAAACAGCAGAUAGGAACUCCUGCUUGUAACUCAUGGGAUGGAAGUGGAAGUAAGCCAAACUGGACAACUGAAGGGUGCUUUACUGUGGUUAAUGGAAGUAAGAUUACGUGUAAUUGCCAACACUUGACUUUCUUCGCUGUGCUUAUGGCCCCUCCAGAUAUGACCAUUUCUGAAAGUGACCUUGUCAAUCUGACCUACAUCACGUACAUCGGCUGCGGCCUCUCCAUGUUUUUCCUGGGAGUCGCAUUUUUUAUUCACUUCCUCUUAAGGAAAGUGAAGGCUACUAAUUCAGCCCACGUGCUGAUGAAUCUCUUUUUUGCACUGUUUCUGCUCAACGUGGCCUUCCUGACUAAUGAAUACGUUGCACGUGCGAAUAGCCACAACGCCUGCAAGCUCAUGGCUGCAUUCAUGCACUACUGCUUGCUGGCCAGUUUCACCUGGUUUGCGGUGGAGGCUUUACACCUCUGCCUGCAAAUGGCCAGACAAUCAGUCGUCAUCAAACAUUACAUCCUCAAGAUCUCUGUGAUUGGGUGGGUUCCUCCUGCUCUUAUCGUCAGUAUCCUUUUUGUCUUGAGCAAAUAUGGUGAGCAGACCAUACGCACGGAGUCAAGCAAUGUAACCAUGUGCUGGAUUUUAGACACCACUGUCCACUACACCGUGAACAUCGGUUAUUACUGCUUCGUCUUCAUCUUCACCUUCUCCACCUGCAUCGUGGUGCUGCGAUGGCUCUCCAUGCUGAAGGUGAGCAAGUUUAACAAGGCUGGAAAGGUGAAACGCUCAGGAACCGCCACCUUGGACGUCACCACCGUCCUGGGCCUCUGCUGUAUGCUGGGACUCACCUGGAGUUUUGCGUUCUUCAGCUAUGGAGGUCUGCAAAUGUCCUCGUACUACAUAUUCACCAUACUAAACUCCUUCCAAGGAUUUUUCUUGUUCAUAUAUUACGUGAAAACGAGCACCCUCUUUGGAGACCCGGUGCCAUCAGAAGAUAGCAAUAACAUGACUGAAGAAACCAUCACAGAAAACCCAUAUGAUAACCAACUACCACCCUCCAAAAAGGACUUCUGAAUGUCGCCUCUGUGCAUUUUAAAAGUCAUAUCUGUCUAUAGAUACUUCAUUUGCAGUAUUAUAGUGAACUCAAUGCAAAUUUCUCCUGUAACAUAUGCAUUUCUGAUGGCAGAAUUUAAGAAUUUGCUCUCUUUCAGUUCAUGAGUUUGAACUGAAUUGCCGACACCCCACAGGAAGUUGACUGACAGGAAGAGAACUUUACCGAAGCUUUACCGUUAGUUCCUAAAUUGGAAUUUUAUAGAGGUUCUUAAUUGCGUUCUGAAAGGGGCACAAUUCUGCUGUAUAAUAAUAUAAUAUAAUGUUUCUUUUUCAUGACUGCAUUUUCUUAGAGAGACUGCUAGAAAAGUAACAGAUUUUCAUUAUAAUACAAUGCUACUGAUGUAUUUGUUUUUACACUGUAUAUUAUUUUAUGUAUGUUUAUUUUUAGGGGCAAGAUAAAUAAGAUAAAUAACUACUAUAAUAGGAAAAUGAUAAUAUUUUUGUGAUUUUUUUUUUUUUGCUCCUUGAUGAAUUGCUUUGUUCCUCUCUUGUAAGUUACUUUAGAUAAAUGCUAAUGCAUGGAUGUAAAAAUGUUACAGUAGGUUGUUAUAUUUUCUUCAUAUGUCUUCAUAAGCUAUUGAUAUUGGAAGGUUCUACAAGUUUAACUUUCUGUGAUGCUCUUGCCUGUAACUUGUUUUACUGAUGAGUAGAAACAUAAACCCUGAAAAACACUAUGAA
Molecule: messenger RNA, 3451 nt
Organism: Megalobrama amblycephala (Wuchang bream)
Lineage: Eukaryota; Metazoa; Chordata; Actinopteri; Cypriniformes; Xenocyprididae
Gene: adgrg11
Product: adhesion G protein-coupled receptor G11
Exons: 20
Coding region: 341-2734 (797 amino acids)
Biological process (GO): cell surface receptor signaling pathway; adenylate cyclase-activating G protein-coupled receptor signaling pathway
Cellular component (GO): membrane
Molecular function (GO): G protein-coupled receptor activity
Source: RefSeq, a predicted model, not a curated record